Molecule: messenger RNA, 306 nt
Organism: Hirsutella rhossiliensis
Lineage: Eukaryota; Fungi; Ascomycota; Sordariomycetes; Hypocreales; Ophiocordycipitaceae
Exons: 3
Coding region: 1-306 (101 amino acids)
Source: RefSeq, a predicted model, not a curated record
AUGCCCUCCCUCGAGCGCGGCCGUGCAAAGUCGUUCGUCGACGCCGUGCUAGCCGCGGCCGACGACGACUCCGCCGCUGCCGCCGCUCCUGCCCGCGCCGCUGCCACCGCUCCCACCGCCGCCGCCGCCGCCUCUGCUGCGCUAUUCGCUCUCACGUCGCCCCUUAGGGUGACGACGCUAUCCCCGCCGCCACCCGUGACGCCCGGCCCCUCGGCCCCCGCCUCCGUCUCCGCUACCCCCUGCAGGCCGGCGCCGCCCGGCCCCUAUAUGCGUUGUGCGUCGCAGGAGCUCGACUGCUCCGACUAG